Pungitius pungitius (ninespine stickleback) is the source of this 4022-nucleotide messenger RNA. RefSeq names its product splA/ryanodine receptor domain and SOCS box containing 3b (gene spsb3b). Gene Ontology annotation, biological process: proteasome-mediated ubiquitin-dependent protein catabolic process. The record is from RefSeq and is a predicted model, not a curated record. The transcript is spliced from 6 exons. Lineage: Eukaryota; Metazoa; Chordata; Actinopteri; Perciformes; Gasterosteidae. Gene Ontology annotation, cellular component: SCF ubiquitin ligase complex. The coding region runs from base 2303 to 3403 and encodes 366 amino acids. Gene Ontology annotation, molecular function: protein binding.
AGGUCCAUUGUUAAAAGUUCAGCAUGCGACAGAAUGGCUGUUUGACACAGUCCACAAGUCCAACGUACAUCAGGGUUGGAGGAGGUUUCUGUUAUAAUGUUUGUAUCGUAAACACUUUAAUAUAAACAACAGCUUCUCCGAGGACAUUAAAACCGGGCGGUCAGCUCCAACAUUGUGGCAGGGCUGAAUAAUUUAAGCUAAAAUGACCAGCGGCCAAGAAAACGCUAGCUUCCAAUAGCCCGUUAGCUAUACCGUUAAAUAUGAACUUAACGAUAUCACACACGCAGACGUUUGUGACAGCUGGCAACUCUAAAAGAGGACACGGCUCGUGUACACAAUUCAUCUAAACUUUAUUUACCGGUGACGCAAAACGUACCAUUACUUUGUUCCAUAUUUUAGAUUUGACUCGUUCGCACUGGGUCGAUUACUUCCGUGUAACGUCACGCACCAACUAGCAAAUCAAACGGCGUACAUUUCGCCUAAGUCCCGCCUCUCCGUCAAUGGCACCAAUGGGCUGCCGGUACGCAGUAUGCUACAUUCACCACCACCACAGACGCCUCGAAAUGUUUGAAAGAAAACUGGCAUAUACUUGAUAAUUCUAUUCCUGAAUGUCUCUUGACUUUUAACUAAGAUGACAACAAUCUCUACUAACACCUUACAUGAUAUUAUCAAAUAAUCGUCCAAAAAUCUUCAUAUAUUUAUUUAUUUUUCAACGAAUUAGUACCGCAAUUUCUCUGAAUGGCCGAUAAAUGUAAAUAAAUGUAAUUGUAAUUUUUGCUAAUUAUCUUUGUUUUUUAAGUAAGUGGCACUCCCCUCUUUGUUAUAUUUAGUCAACAUACCACGACUUGGUGUCUCACAGGUAGUUAAAAUAAAACCAAAUAGAUAAACACAAACUCCUCCCCCUGGUGCCUUGUAUCCAAUAAUCACGCUCAAAGGGCGUGGAUAAGUCAUGUUUACGUCUGUCUUGUUGCAAAGUGGGGCAGAGUGUAAACUCCACCUGUCACACAGUCCGUUACAGAGACACACGGGCAAUCAAAGGAGCCACUGCGGGACCGUGUACAGGAUGACGACUGUGAGGUAAGAGCACAGCUGAGGCUGCAAUGGAGACGUUCACGCUGCACUGAGGUUCACUGAGGUUCACUGAGCUUACUGGCUGUACCAUGAGAUGCUGGCAUCUAGAAUAACUUGCUUCUGGUGUGUUUUGAAUAGAAAGUUUGGGCCAGACAGUGAGCAGUGGUGGAAUCUUUCAGUAAUGUAAUAUUCAAAACGUGCAAACAGUUGCUGUCGCUGUCCCGGUCAGAACAGUGACAAAGUUACAGUCGUUGAGGUCUUGGUUUUCCAGAUGAUGCGUUUGCAGUAUGUAGGUUAAAGCCCAAUUAAAGUGAGACCAGCUUCGGGCUAACUAAUCUAAAUGAUGUCAGCUCCAUCUCCUUCACCGUCCCCGGCUGCUCAGAGGCAUACAGGGUAAAAAACCGAGCUCAAUAAGUAUUAUGCUUGAGUCAAUCUGUAGGAACACAAAAGCUUUGCUGCCAAUUUAGUUUUAGUCACUGAAGUUCAUUCAAUUAGUUCACAUACAUUUGUCCUGUUUAUUCUUAGACUGACAUUAAUCACUGUGUCACACUUUGAUUUACACUUUGCCUAAAGUUCCCUCAAAAGAAGUGAAAGCACUUUCAUUGUAAAUGUUUCUUAGGUGCUAAAUUGCCACAUAAAUAUGGAGGGGCAGUGAAUAUUUUGCACGAGGAAAAUCAGAAGAGGCCGUUUUUGAUUGGAAUGUGAAAAGCACAGAGUUUGCUCUUAAAGGUUAAAGGUUUUAAGGACAGUACAUGUUAAACUGAGAAAAGCCCAGAGUACAUUCUAUUUGACCACAGAAGUUACCAUCUUCAAACUUAGAAAGAUUUAGGCUACGUCUUCUUUGGCUGAUUCGGUUGGAUGACAAAUGCCAAAAAGCUCUCUUUAAUUUGAGAUAGGGCGUUAUUUCUGUCGCUCUUCCUUGAACGCGGCCCUCUAGGUUUCAAAAAUGUGUCAGUAGAUAUGUACUUAAAUGUGUCCAAAAAUAACCUGACCUCAGCAAACAAAUGAACUGUGAACCAGGAGUUCAACACCGUCCUCACUUGAAAUAAGAACCAGUAAAGGGCCGACUGCCCACACGCCAGCUGCUGGUAAAGGUGCCGCGUCUGCAGCCACAGAGCCGCCGCCGCGCUGAGAGGAGGCCGGAACUGCCGCGCUCGGCAUUUGGCCGGCAGCGAGACGGGGAUCCACGCGCUGGACGAUCGGACAACGACACAGCCAACGUUCCUGGACCAUGGCCACGUCUCUCGACUUCCAACUUCCUGCUGCUUGUGUCAACCAGAUCAGCGAGGCAGAGUCAGAGGCGGAUCACCUGCAGAGUCCUCGCGCGGCGUCCGAGGCGCUCGCCUCGCCCAACGCAGAUCCGGUGACCGGCGAGUCUUUCUGCCGGUGUGACCGGCGAGAGGAGCCCAGCGGCGGCGACUGCCUCUGCGGGGAGGAGGACGAGGGCUUUGACUGGGAGUGGGACGAGCACUUCAAGUCUUCGGGGGCCCUCCUCAGCUGUGGCAACAGGAAGGUGGGCUUUCACUCGGACUACAGCUGCGGCACGGCGGCCAUCCGCGGCACCAAGGAGCUCGCGGACGGCCAGCACUUCUGGGAGGUCAAGAUGACCUCGCCCGUCUACGGAACCGACAUGAUGGUGGGAAUUGGAACUGCGGAGGUGAACAUGGACAAGUUCAAUUUCAACUUUGGCAGCCUCCUGGGCCACGAUGAAGACAGCUGGGGACUCUCCUACACAGGACUUCUCCAGCACAAAGGGGACAAAGUGAAGUUCUUGUCCCGGUUUGGCCAGGGCUCCAUCAUAGGAGUGCACCUGGACACCUGGCACGGCACCCUGACCUUCUACAAGAAUCGGCGCUGCAUAGGCGUCGCUGCGACGAAGCUGCAGAACAAGAAGUUCUACCCCAUGGUGUGCUCCACAGCGGCUAGGAGCAGCAUGAAGGUGAUCCGGGCCUGCUGGACACCCACCUCGCUGCAGUACCUUUGCUGCGCCCGCCUCCGCCAAACGCUGCCCCGCCGCUGCCCCGACCCGCUGGCCGCCGCUGAGCUGCCCCCGGGCCUCCACGCGUUCCUCCACGUGCGGCUCGGCUGGGUCUUCUCCCUCAGCGGCGGCCCAGGCGACCCGGAGCGGCGCGAGGACCCGCCCGCCGGUCCCCACCGGGAGACCAGCUCGCCCUGUGGCCCCCGCCGAGGCUCCUCUGCCCCGAGCGCCUUUCUUGACGCGGCCCCCUGUCGAAUGUCACCUCAAACUACACCGCGCCCUCCGAGCGGCGAGUACGACAGCUGCGGCUCUGAGCCGGAGGACUACCAGAGCAAAAGGUGCCGCUGGGCGUGACCCGGAAGGUCAAUAAGCGUUUGGCAGCGAUUAAUUAAUUACCAUGUGAAUUAAGAUUAAUUAAUUACACAAAAAAUAACACAUUAAACAUUUUUUACGCAUUUUUACCCUUAUUUUUUGCACCGCGGAACGUUUCUCACUGGAUGAGUUUCGGAGGACCGAUUAUACUGGAGCACCAACUAGCGUUCAUGACUUCAGACAACAUUAAACCACAGUGAACAUGAACGAAGAAGCUGACGAGACCGUGUCGGUUGGCCCCGUGAAUGGGAAAUCUUAUUAUAAUAAACAAACGGAUGGAAGGGUCGAUAAGAGCGUGGUUGUGUGCAAGCUACGCAACAAGGAAUUCACAUCGAGCCUCAGGUAUCACCUCAACGCAAAACAAUCAGCAGCUAGCGUGGACGUUAGCCCGACGACGUAAGUCCACGUCUGAAAAAAUAACCAAUGUUCUGAAUGUACUUGAAAGUAUUGGUCUACUUAAAAAAACAUAGUUUACAGAAGGUCUACUUACCUAUAGGCUACCUGAAUUUCUGAAAGUACUAUAUUUCUAAAUAUGCCAUUUCUACACUUGUCUGCUGGAAUUGGUUGAACAAAAAUAAAUGAAAUGAAUUACUUCUCACUG